ACGUGCAAUAUUCAAGAUGGCGUCUGUCGCUCCAAAAGUGGGAAGGCAGUUGUCCUUCACGAGAAAGGUUUGGAAUGCAUUCCACGACUGGUACAUCAAUGCCUGUGGUUACAGACAACUUGGUCUUCGUAGAGGUGAUCUGUUAAAUGAGGAUGAUCCUGAUGUGAUUGAGGCCAUAAAGCGUCUUCCUUCUGAAGAGUUCAAUCUCAGACAGUUUCGUGUGAAGAGAGCACUUGAUUUGUCAAUGAAGCAUCAAAUUCUGCCAAAAGAUCAGUGGACAACAAAAGAAGAGGACACCAUGUACCUUCAACCUUAUCUCGAUCAGAUCAAGAAGGAAAAACUAGAGCGAGAAAUGUGGGACCAUCAGUAACAUACCAUGGGAUGUUUAUCUGCAUUCUUGACAGAAUUUAUUCUUAAAUCUUGUGUAAAUGACCUUCAGUUGUGGAACAAGUUGUGUGAACUGAAAUAUAAUUUGUGCCUCAGUUAAGAUUUUUCUUUGUAACUUUGAUGUGUUAAUUGACUAGGUUACAUUUUUGUGCAUGUUGGAAUAAAGAAUUCCAGAUUUCAAUAUUA
Orbicella faveolata is the source of this 573-nucleotide messenger RNA. RefSeq names its product cytochrome b-c1 complex subunit 7-like. The record is from RefSeq and is a predicted model, not a curated record. NCBI's taxonomy places the organism in Eukaryota, Metazoa, Cnidaria, Anthozoa, Scleractinia, Merulinidae. Gene Ontology annotation, biological process: mitochondrial electron transport, ubiquinol to cytochrome c. Gene Ontology annotation, cellular component: respiratory chain complex III.